AACGUUUUAGUAGGCCAAUGAAAACAUAAAACACAGAAUCAUGGGUUUUGUGAAAAAUGCUGCAAUUGUGCUGUUGACAUGCGUAUUUAUUGCAUACAUGCAAAACAUAUUUCAACCUAAACUCCCCCUACACAUGAAAGGUGGAUCCGACAGCAAGUUUUUCAGAAUAGGCCGUGAAUUCAAGACCCUUAUCGACAAUGGCAUGAUCGGUGGAGCAUUUGCGAUCUAUCAUCAUGGCAAACCUGUUGCCGAUAUUUGGGGCGGUUAUGCCGAUGUUGAGAGUCGCAGCAAGUGGCAAGAGAAUACGAUCACCAUGGUGAUGUCGACAACAAAAGCCGUUGGGGCUGUUUGUAUUGGUAUGCUGGUGGAUAGAGGUCAAAUUGACUACGAUGCACCUGUAUCACAAUACUGGCCAGAAUUUGCCCAGCAGGGAAAAGCAGAGAUCACUGUCCGGAUGUUACUUAAUCAUGAGGCAGGCCUUCAUGCACUUGAUGAACCGGUCUCCCUUGGUGAUCUCAGAGAAAACCCAAACAAAGUUGGAAAAUCAUUAGCAGCUCAAAAGCCAAGCUGGGAACCAGGAACAAAGCAUGGUUACCAUGGCUUUACACACGGCAUGUACCUCGAUCAGCUCAUAAGACACACCGACCCAAAGAAGAGAGGCGUGGCUGAAUUUUUCAGAGACGAACUAUCUAUUCCAUUUGGUAUAGACUUCUUCAUCGGCCUUCCAAACGCUGAAGUCUAUCGCGCUGCACGCAGUUAUGAGUCUCUCUUAGUUGGCUUUUAUGAUGCAAUAGUUAGUGGAAGUUGGGCAAUGGUGCGGGCCAUGAUCAAAGGCCUAACAGAUCCGGAGUCUAGCGUUGCAAGAGCUUUGAAUUCAGUGCAAGGGUGGCAGGACAUCCAGGUGAAUAAUCCCGAUUACAGAGCCACCCCACUCUCCUCAGCCACUGGGAUGGGAACUGCAAGAGGCCUGGCAAAACUUUUUGGAAUCAUCGCCAAUGGAGGAAAAUUUGAGGGGAGGACGCUCGUCUCAGAAAAAGUUAUAAAAGAGUUCCAGAAUACGAGCGUGACGAGGAUUGAUGAAGUUUUGUUUCACGAGACGACCUAUGCUCAGGGAAUGAUAACUCGGAAGAACCCUCAGGGUCAGCUAGUAUUUGGACACCAUGGCCACGGAGGACAGUACACUUAUGUAGAUGUUCACAAUAACUUGGCAUGGACUUUUAUCACAAACGAUCUCAAGCCAUACCAGCCAGGUCGUGACCAUAGGCAUGAGACAUUGGUAAAAGCUAUGUACAAGUCUAUUGGUGUGGAAUAGACUAGUGCUACGAACAUUACAAUUUUGGUUUGGGGGGGGGGGAGACAAGUGGGUGGGGUGGCCCUCUGUCUGUGAAACUGAGCGCACAUUUGUGAAAAAUGUGAAAUUCAUAAUUUCCAAUUGUGUAACCAUUGUGUAGACAUACAGGUACUAUACACGCUAAGUCAAAUGCAUAAUUACUGCACUGUGACAUGUAAAACGGCCUUCCUUUUUUCCGGGACCACCAGUAAUUACAAAUGGCAUACUCCUUUAAAUUUUGGAGAAUAUUGCUCCAGUGAAUAAUGGGUCAAAAAGGUAAAUGAAAAUUUCAACUUUUAACUGUUGAUUUUUUUCGACUUGUCAUGAAAAUGCUUAAUUUAGACAUUCCAAAUUUAGGUAAUAAUUAUUUUGACUUACCUGUGCCAUAAAAUGCUUUUGAAUAUUCCAGUGUUAGUGUGCUACAUGUACAAGUAUCAACCAAGCAUUGUUGUACAUUUUACAAUAAAUUUAUACUUUAUAUAUAGUCAUUCA
Messenger RNA from Lineus longissimus, 1822 nucleotides. Its product is annotated as beta-lactamase domain-containing protein 2-like. The record is from RefSeq and is a predicted model, not a curated record. The transcript has 8 exons. NCBI's taxonomy places the organism in Eukaryota, Metazoa, Nemertea, Pilidiophora, Heteronemertea, Lineidae. Bases 41 to 1312 code for a protein of 423 amino acids.